AUGAAGGCAGCUACAGUCCUUGUCUUGGUCCUACUGAUGAUUACAUACUCUGCUGCUGCAGCUCCGGCGAGGAAGUUGGCAGGAGAUGACGGGCAGCAGACAGGCGAAAUGGUGACGAAGACGGAGGUGAACGUACUAAACGGGAGGACAGGUUCUGGCGACGGUGAGCAUAACUGCCGAAUGAGCUGGUUCGUCCCCGCUUCUUGCAAACCAGGUCCGUAA
This is a messenger RNA of Triticum turgidum subsp. durum (durum wheat), 222 nucleotides long. NCBI's taxonomy places the organism in Eukaryota, Viridiplantae, Streptophyta, Magnoliopsida, Poales, Poaceae. The record is from the annotation of a GenBank genome assembly.